Molecule: messenger RNA, 2023 nt
Organism: Mercenaria mercenaria
Lineage: Eukaryota; Metazoa; Mollusca; Bivalvia; Venerida; Veneridae
Exons: 16
Source: RefSeq, a predicted model, not a curated record
GAGAUUUUCAUCGAACUAGAAUAAUCUGGAAUAAUUUAUAACGGUUUUGAUCAUUUUCAGACUGAUCACUAUGGAUUUUCAACUCUCUUAGCAGGAACUGGAACACACUUACCAUGGCAGCAAUGUUUGAAUUCAAAGACCUGCAAAUGGCAGCCAAGAAUGUUGCUUUUAAAUCUGACGACAUGUUAAAAACUUUUGAAGAACAAAUACAGAAACUGGAAAACGCAAUAAUUAACAAAAAAAUCACUGCAUUUAACAGUGCUGUCAAAGAUAUUCAAGAAUUUUUGAAGGGAGUCAAAUAUCAAAAGAGUGUUAAGGAGUUUACAAGCAAGCUUUCUAGUUUGGACAUGACUGUGAAAAGCACAAGAGGAAACAAAUUUUCUGCCAUUAAACUGGAUAGUGAUAUGGCGGUUGAUGGAGAAAAAAUCGGCGAGCGAAAAAUGAGCGGCAGCAGUGAGAGAGGUCAUCAUGAAUUCCAAAGAGCCCCGGAACGAAAGAAUCUUCAAAGAUUGACACCUGAUUCUUGCAAACAACCAUCUGACGUUGAAUACUGCUGCCAAGAAGUUCAAAAAUUGUACGACAAGCUCAAAAUAGCAUGUGACAAACACCAGAAAACGGAUGAAAGCCCAUUGCUACAGCAGGGCAAAGAAGAAGCUAAAGACCAAAAGAAACACUUACAAACAAUCAUAGAAGCUGCAGAUAAACAGGUUAACAAACUCGUAGAUCUUCUUGACAUGUCAAGGGGUACCAGCAAAGUAAAGGAGAUAAAACAAGAAAAGCAUAUUCAAAUUGUUACAGAUAAAAAAGAACAGGAAUCAAAAGCAAAACUGACAGCAAUCACGGAUUCGCUAGAUAAGUUGAAGAAGCAAAUUGAGGACUGCAGUUACGAUGUGACGGUAUUUCAGAAAUUGAAAGUCAAGGAUGAAACGCAUGAUGAUAUGAACAAGUGUAAGGCUUGUUUGACCGACAUUUGCAUGAAACUGAAAAACAGAAAUGACAAAGAAAAAAGACAGACUACCGAAAAGGAAAAGAUUAGGAAUGAUUGGGAGAAACAAUGUCAACUUAUUAAGAAGAUUUUGCUUAAACUGAAGACUGACAGCGAUGAUAAUGGGAACCAGAAAGAAGAACCAACUGAUACGACUUCAGCAUUAAAGGAACUGGAAACUAAGAUAUUAGAAAAUAAGAAAUCUCUGAAGGAAUUCAACGAAAUGCAAGAACAUUUUAUAUCUGAAAUCAACCUUCUAAAGGAGGAGAUAACGCGUUUUGAUGACGAGACCGAAGUCACUAUUAAAGGAAAUGCAACAAAAUCUAAUAUUCUACAAGAGAUAAGAAAUGUACGGAAAGCCCUAAAUGCGAAAAAGAAAGAAAUAGCAAACGACGAGAAAAACAGCAAAUCGAAGAGUACCAAACUGCGGAAGCAUGUUAACAGCUUGUGGAAAAUAGCGUUUAAUACAGAUAUGGAUGUUGCAAAUGCUGGAGGUGACGAUGGCAAGACGCAUGAUGCAUUGCAAAUGUUAAAUAUGAUCGUUCCUGAAUUAGAAAAGUUUGAGAAAAUUUCAUUCGAAGUGGAGGAUGCAAGUGAGAAGAUUCAUAUUGAUGUGAUUGGAGCACCGCCUUUUUUGAAAGAUACCGAAGAAUUGAAAACACCAAUAGGUGUUUUGAUAAAUGUUCUCAAAACUCUAAAAAGUUGCCACGCAGAAACGAGCCUCUUCGUUGUCAAGUUUUCUGAGCUGGAAAGCGCAAUGUCCAUAGAAAGAAGUAACAAAACAAUUUCCGAAAAGUGUAAGCUGAUGACAAAAGACGCCCUGAGGUGGAAGACUGAAAAUCACGAUAUGAAUGAUAUUCUGGGGAAAUGUCUGAAACUUCUUCCUAUGGCUUAUUCUGGGCUGAUAUCUGAGCCGUACUGGUUUUCAGAGCCUCACAUUAAAAUGGAAACUAUUGAAAAGCGUUACCCAGAAUGGUUACAUAAUGUUGCAUAUGCUAUAAGUAAUAUUCGCGGCUGCAUUAAGGAAAAUAAAGACAG